CUUUCACUCGGUAGGCCCUAGUAAAGGAGAAGUACGGCUACUUGUGUGGAAAAAAUUUAAUAAAAUUCAGAAUUCACUUUACGUUAAAGCUCUCUGAUUCAUGACCCUUCAUGCCUUUCAGUCCCCAUCAUCUCAACCUAUCAAGAUAUCAACUUGAAAAGACUAUCUAACCCUUUUAUGCACCCUGUAACCUGGUAACAUGAUAAAGCUGUCCACUGUAGUAACCGCUGUGCCCGAAAGGGUUAAGUAUAGACUGAAAAAGCUACGCAAGUACAGCAAUUAGGUAUUAUUACUUCUCAGCUCUGGCAGAGGUAGAGAUAAAGCUCAUGGGUUAUUUUUAUGUAAAGGCCACUAACAAUGCUGUUACGACUCACCAGGGUGACAAGGCUCCGCAGUUGUUUUUACUGCAUGACAGCUGUGUGUGGGCUCCGAUAGGGCCAAGCUGAAUUCCUCCCGGAUGGGGCGCCGGGCUAAAUUUAGAGGAGCUCGGUUAUAUCCGCUGUCGCCUCAGAUGUGAGCACCUUCAAACUCUGCUCUUUCACCGCAGCCGGUCAGUCGUCUCCACACUGGUGCGCUCUCCAUCCGUUCGCGACCACGAUGGACCCUCGAGGGUUGAAGGAAGAUCUGCGCCUCUUUCAGAGCACCUUGCUUCAGGACGGACUCAAAGAGCUCCUGAAUGAAAAUAAGUUGGUGGACUGCGUCCUGAAGGUAGGCGACAGGAGCAUCCCCUGCCAUCGGCUCAUCCUGGCCGCAUGUAGCCCUUACUUCCGGGAGCUUUACUUCUCUGAAGAUGGCACCGAAGUGGACAAGAAGGAGGUGGUUUUGGAGGAUCUUGACCCCGCUGUUAUGGAAGCGAUUGUGAACUACAUGUACUCGGCAGAGAUUGACAUCAAUGAUGACAACGUGCAGGACGUCAUGGCGGUUGCCGGUCGUUUCCAGAUCCCUUCAGUGUUCACGGUUUGCGUGAACUUUCUCCAGCAGAAGCUAACCAUGAAGAACUGCCUUGCAAUUUACCGGCUGGGGCUGAUGCUCAACUGCCCCAGACUGGCGAUAGCGGCUCGAGAUUACAUCGCCGAUCGGUUCGUGACCGUCGCCAAGGACGAGGACUUUUUGGAACUCGCUCCUCCUGAACUCUUCGCUCUGAUUGGAGCAGACGCCCUGAAUGUGGAGAAGGAAGAGGUGGUCUUUGAGACCCUCAUGAGGUGGAUCAGGAAAGACAAGGAGAAUCGAAUGAAGUCCUUACGGGAAGCCUUCGAGUGCAUCCGUUUCCGUUUACUCCCUGAGAAGUACUUCAAGGAAAAGGUAGAAAAGGACGAACUUAUCAAGAGCGAUCCGGAGAUUGCCAAAAAAAUCAAAGAGAUCAGGGAAGCGUUUGCGGGGAAGUUGCCUGAGAAGAAAAAGGACGAUGCGGAAGGCGAGGAGGCCAAGUUGCCCGGCUACCUGAAUGAUACGCGCAGAUACGGCAUGUUCGCUAAAGACUUGGUGCUGAUGAUCAACGACACAGCUGCGGUGGCCUACGACGGCCAGGAAAACGAAUGCUUUUUGGCCGCCAUGACUGAGCAAAUCCCCCGAAACCACGUCAGUCUGGUGUCAAAGAAGAACAACCUCUACGUGUUGGGGGGACUCUUUGUCGACGAAGACAACAAAGACAACCCGCUGCAGUGUUAUUUCUACCAGAUGGACAGUCUUGGUGGAGGUUGGAUUGCGUUGCCCCCCAUGCCGUCCCCCAGGUGCUUGUUCGCCAUGGGGGAGACGGACAAUCUCAUCUUCGCUGUGGCGGGAAAGGACUUGGAGAGCAACGAAUCCCAUGACACCGUUAUGUGCUAUGACACAGAAAAGAUGAAGUGGAGCGAAACCAAAAAGUUGCCCCUGAGGAUUCACGGACACAGUGUGGUCUCUGAGAACGGGCUGGUUUAUUGUAUUGGCGGGAAGACAGAUGAUAACAAGCCCACCAAUAAGAUGUUCGCAUACAACCACAAGCGGUCCGAGUGGAAAGAUGUGGCUUCCAUGAAGACGCCGCGGUCCAUGUUCGGCGCGGUCAUCCACAAAGGGAGGAUCAUCGUGGCUGGAGGUGUCAACGAAGAAGGCCUCACCGCUGCCUGUGAAGCGUACGACUUUUCAACCAACAAGUGGUCCCCAUUCACAGAGUUUCCCCAGGAGAGGAGUUCGAUCAACCUGGUCAGCUGCGGAGGACUCUUAUACGCCAUCGGAGGCUUCGCCAUGGUGCAGAACGACAACAAGGAGUGCGAGCCCGUUGAAGUUGUGGACAUCUGGCAGUACGAAGACGACAAGAAGGAGUGGACGGGGAUGAUCCGAGAGAUGCGUUACGCGGCCGGCGCCUCCUGCGCGUCCAUGCGGCUCAAUGCAGCCCGCAUGGCUAAACUCUAACGGCUCGGGAAUAGAUUUGAAUUCAUACUCAUGGUGACGUGACAUUAAUAACAUCACGGAUUUUAUGUUUUGACACUUUAGUGGCCAUUCUAAGUGAAUGAUCAUCACGAAUUUUAGUUUUCACCAUUGACGUGACGUAGAACCUGCACAUUUUUUUUUUAAAUUAAAGUAAAAAUAAACAACUGAGAGAAUAUAAAAGAACCCGUGUGCGUGACCAAUCACAUUCAAACUAGUGUCAAAUGGGAGUCAGCACACACAUCUGCCACCAUUUAAAGUGCCUCUGAUGACCCCCCCCAAAUAAAUCUUAGAUGUUCCAGUCGGCUUUUCCUGUCAUGUUUUUGCUCUCUAGCAGAAGCCUGAAGGUUUUGUGCUAACUGUUGAUAAUUAGCUCCACCUUCCCUGCAGCCCCCAGUUGCAGCUGAUGAAAAAACAUCCCCAAAUACGAGCCAGGAGAACAAAAGCUCCAUCUUGAAAUAAAAGAUUUUUAUUGUACAAAAGCAAAAAAAAAAAAAA
Hippocampus comes (tiger tail seahorse) is the source of this 2901-nucleotide messenger RNA. RefSeq names its product kelch-like family member 41a (gene klhl41a). The coding region runs from base 598 to 2388 and encodes 596 amino acids. The record is from RefSeq and is a predicted model, not a curated record. Gene Ontology annotation, molecular function: protein binding. The transcript is spliced from 6 exons. Lineage: Eukaryota; Metazoa; Chordata; Actinopteri; Syngnathiformes; Syngnathidae.